GUGGCGAGAAGUGGGGCAAAAGAGUUUCAUUGAUUCAGACAGAGAGGAGCUCAGAGCGAGAGAAUCAACGUUCAGCCUAAGACUGGAGUGGAGAAGAAGUCAUGCUUGUCAAGUUCACCUGCGCUGCAGUCACCAGGAUAUUAUUCAUUUUAGUGUCUCUUAUCGGCGUUUGGAGGGUGACAUGGGUGAAAAAGAAUAACUUGUACUGGUUCCUGACUAUUCUUUAUCUGCCUCUCGUGGCUGAAAUGGUUUUAACUCUCAAAAGGAGGAAAGGGAAGGACUACAAAUGGUUUUCUCCAGCAAUUCUGUUCUUCCUCAUCAGUAUCAUACCAACCAUAUGGAUCCUUGAGUUGCACCAUCAGCACAACAAAUCAAAUGACACGAAGUGCAACAGACUGGAUUCAUCCGACAGCAUUAAAGCUUUUCUUCAUGAAUGGAGAAAUUUCACCAAUGGAACAGUGAAUCCACAGGACCCUCUGGAGUUCUUGUCGUCGGUUUGUGCCAACGACUGGAUCCUGGCCCUUCAGCAAAUCCUCCUGAUUCUUCUGAUAGUAGGCAAAUGGCUGCUGCCCAUCGCUGGAGGGGUCACCAGAGAUGAGAUGUCUCAGUUACUGCUCAUCUUUGUGGGCAUUGCUGCGGAUAUUCUCGAGUUUAUCAGCGAGACGCUGUCUGAUGUCAAGGAGGAAAGCCCACAGUUUGUGUACAUUAUUCUAGCAGUAUGGACGUGGAGUAUGUUACAGUUUCCUCUUCAUUUCUCAGUGGUGAACAGCAGAACAGAGGACAUCAGAGCUCAGGAAGACUCUCUCCUCUCUAAACACAGGACAGAUAUAUGGAACAUUGCGGAAAGUCUUUUUCUUCAAGAUGGCCCCUUUUUUAUUGUCCGACUGACGGUUAUGAUGCGCUUUUCUGUCUAUCAUCAAAUGUUGGUCUUUUUUACCAUGAAGAACUUAUUGGUGGUGAUGUUGAACAUCUACAGACUGUGGGUCAUUUGCAUUGAUUUCAGAUCAUGAGUU
Messenger RNA from Triplophysa rosa, 1013 nucleotides. It is a transcript of the gene tmem26b, whose product is annotated as transmembrane protein 26b. The transcript is spliced from 6 exons. The record is from RefSeq and is a predicted model, not a curated record. Bases 102 to 1010 code for a protein of 302 amino acids. NCBI's taxonomy places the organism in Eukaryota, Metazoa, Chordata, Actinopteri, Cypriniformes, Nemacheilidae.